Messenger RNA from Miscanthus lutarioriparius, 924 nucleotides. The record is from the annotation of a GenBank genome assembly. NCBI's taxonomy places the organism in Eukaryota, Viridiplantae, Streptophyta, Magnoliopsida, Poales, Poaceae.
AUGGCGCCACCCGCCGUCCUUGACCCCAGCACGCCAAGCACCUCACCGAGCCACCACCGCAUUGACCACCCCGAGCUCCUGCUCCAGCCCCGCGGUGUCCGCUCCGUUGUCCUCGCCACGACUUCGCGUCACGCCGGGCCAUGCACUGUCGCGCCCUCGCCACAUCCGCGCCGCGGCCAACCACGUCCUCGCCUCGCCGUGCCUUCGUCCAAGCUCGCUGUGGUCACCUCGCCGACAGGCAUGGCAGCCACGCACUGCCACCUCCCAUGCGAACGCGCCUCGCCGUCCAGGGCUGCGACGUCGCCCACCGCGCCUCCACUCCUCGCCACCGAGGACCCACGCCUCCACCGUCGUGUCACCGCCGAGGCCACGACGUCGUCAUCCGCGCCGUCGGACUCCUUCACCGACGCGCCCUACCUCGCCCCUGCGACGUCAUCCACACCACCGUGCUCCACCUCCGUCCUCGUCGAGCAGCGACUGCGUUGCCCCCGUCUCGCCGGCGUGCCACCUCAGCCCCGCCUCCGUGGAGUCCAAGGCCACGCCUUUUCUGUUCGCCGAGCCGGGAAGGUCACCGCUGCGGCGCUGCUCACCAGGCCGAGCCGCACAUCUGUGGCACCAACGCCCAGGAGCACCUCCUCGUCGUCUGCCUGCGCCCGUCACCGCCGGGAGCCCACCUUUGCCUCUCAUCCGCCCCGAGCUCUUCGCCGAGCUGUACCGCGACUAGGACGCCACGCCCUCGCCCUCGCCAACACCACCUCUUCGUCCUCGCCAGACAGCAGCACCUCGUCGGGGCAGCUCCUCUCCAUCGCCGGGGAGCUGCAGCCCUGCUGUGUCAUCGUUGGAGCUCCGUCGCCACCCCUGACCACCUCCUGGCUUCCGCAGCAAGCCGCAGCCAAGCCGCAGCAAGCUGCAGCCAGCCAAUAG